GGAAUUGCAGGAAAAACCCCAGCCCUCUCCUGCAGAGCCUCAGCCAGUGAUAGCUGCCUCCCGGAUGAGAAGGGCGGCCCUGAAGCCAGCAACAACACCAGCCCCACAGCCUCGGGCCCUCCUGCCUCCUUGCGGCUCCCAAUAGCCUGGACCUGCGGCCCUCUAGGACUAAGGUGUUUCCAGGGGAAAUUCAGGCAUUUGUUGGCCCUCAUGUCAGUCGAACCCAGCUCGGGGCCCAGCCCCUCAGAGGGGUUCACCGCAGUGCCUGCCAGUGACUUUGGAGAGAUCCACAACUGGACUGAACUGCUCUACUUCUUCAACCACACGUUGUCUGAGUGCCACGUGGAGCUCAGUGAGAGCACCAAGCGAGUGAUCCUCUUUGUCCUCUACCUGGCCAUGUUUGUGGUUGGGCUGGUGGAGAACGUUCUGGUGAUAUGCGUCAACUGGCAUUGCUCAGGCCGGGCGGGGCUGCUGAACCUCUACAUCCUCAACAUGGCCAUCGCGGACCUGUGUGUCGUCCUGUCUCUGCCUGUGUGGAUGCUGGAGGUCAUGCUAGACUACACCUGGCUCUGGGGCAGCUUCUCCUGCCGCUUCACUCACUACUUCUACUUUGCCAACAUGUACAGCAGCAUCUUCUUCCUGGUGUGCCUCAGCGUGGACCGCUACGUCACCCUCACCAAUGCCUUCCCCUCCUGGCAGCACCGCCAGCACCGAGUGCGGCGGGCCGUGUGCGCAGGCGUCUGGGUCCUCGCGGCCGUCAUCCCGCUGCCAGAGGUGGUCCACAUCCAGCUGGUGGAGGGCUCCGAGCCCAUGUGCCUCUUCAUGGCACCCUUCGAAACGUACAGCACGUGGGCCCUGGCAGUGGCCCUGUCCACCACCGUCCUGGGCUUUCUGCUGCCCUUCCCGCUCAUUGCCGUCUUCAACGUGCUGACGGCCUGCCGGCUUCGGCGGCCAGGACAGCCUGAGGGACGGCGCCACUGCCUGCUGGUGUGUGCCUACGUCGUCGUCUUCGUCGUCUGCUGGCUGCCUUACCACGUGACCCUACUGCUGCUCACACUGCAUGGGACCCACGUCUCCCUCCACUGCCACCUGGCCCACCUGCUCUACUUCUUCUACGACAUCAUCGACUGCUUCUCCAUGCUGCACUGCGUCGUCAAUCCCAUCCUCUACAACUUCCUCAGCCCGAGCUUCCAGGGCCGGCUGCUGAGCGCUGUGGUCCGUUAUCUUCCCAAGGACCAGGCCAGGGCAGGCGCACACGCUUCCUCUUCCUCCUCCUCCACCCAGCAUUCCAUCAUCAUCUCCAAGGAGGGGCCCCAGCCCAGCGCAGGCCCCCAGCCCUGCCCAUGCCUGAACGUCCAGGCGGCCUCUUUGCCUGCAAAUACCUCACCUACCUCUACUCCUCAACCUUUUAUAUCCACCUGAGGUAGAUUCCAGGCUCCAUCAGUGAAGUAAAAGGCUGGAGGUGUAGGUGAGAGAUUUGGGGGCCAAUGGGGAAGAGGGUCAAUUUUGAAUAGAUCUUAAAAUACUGAGGUGGGCAGAGGGAGAAGGGUCAGGGAGAGAUAAGAACAGGUCCUUGGUGUUGUACUGUUUGUCUCGGUCCUUGUGUCUAAGGGAGCCAUGCAGAAUAAAAGGUAAAAUAAAUAAUA
This is a messenger RNA of Lemur catta (Ring-tailed lemur), 1646 nucleotides long. It is a transcript of the gene ACKR5, whose product is annotated as G protein-coupled receptor 182. Gene Ontology annotation, cellular component: membrane. Gene Ontology annotation, molecular function: G protein-coupled receptor activity. Gene Ontology annotation, biological process: G protein-coupled receptor signaling pathway. The record is from RefSeq and is a predicted model, not a curated record. Bases 211 to 1422 code for a protein of 403 amino acids. The transcript is spliced from 2 exons. Lineage: Eukaryota; Metazoa; Chordata; Mammalia; Primates; Lemuridae.